ACUUUUCGUUGAUCAGUUGUUAGUGGUUUCCGACACAAGCAACAUGUUCGUUGUUAGUUUUUUCCCGAUCGUUCUGUUUGCAAUUCUAAACCACGUUGAUUCCGCGACAACAAACAGAAGAUUAUUACAAUGGGCAAUUGAUGACAGAGGUUGUAGAACACCAGAUGGAUACACCGGGGAUUGUAUACCAAUCAAUGAUUGUCAGCCAAUGGUCGAUUUAUUAUCAAAACAUCCUUUAAAUGAAACCUACCGAAUUCAUUUCAAGAAGUAUUAUUGUUCCUUUAAAAAUUCGGUUUUAUCAGUUUGUUGUCCAUCAGAAUUAAGAAUAAAUUUUGAAUGGCUUUAUGAUGAACCUUCGACAUGUACCACCCCAGAGAAAGAACAAGGAUCUUGUAUACCAAUUUUACAAUGUAAACCAAUGACCGAUUUUCUUGAAAGAUCCGGAACGUUAGAUGCAGCCACGAAAGAUGUUUUACGACAAUACACUUGUAGAUACGACGGAGUUGGUAUUCAAAACAUCAUUGUUUGUUGUCCAAAAAAUCCUAUCAGAUUAUCAGGGCCAGGGCCAGCGACAAAAAAUGACGACGUUGACAAAUCUAUUUUACUUCCUACAGAAUGCGGUUUAUCAAACAGUCUCGAUAGAAUUACAAACGGUCAAAAAGCCGAUAUUUAUGAAUUUCCUUGGUCGGUUGCUUUAAAAUAUGACACCGGAAAACCAAUACCGUUUCAUUGUGGUGGAAGUUUAAUCAACAAUAGAUAUGUAUUAACAGCAGCUCAUUGUAUUAGAACUUUAAAAUUAACUGGGGUCCGUUUAGGUGAAUAUGAUUUUAACACCAACCCCGAUUGCAUAGUAGAUCGAAAUAAAACAAAGUGUGCUCCACAACACGUAGAUUUUGAUGUUAGCGAAAAAGAUGCGAUUGUUCAUUCGGGAUACUCAAAACAAGGAAUUCAAAAUGACAUUGCUUUAAUAAGAUUGCCUAGAGAAAUUAAAUUUACUGACGCGAUUGGUCCAGUUUGUUUACCAUCAAAAGAAAACUUAAUGAAAAAAGAUUCUGAUUACCGAAACCUCACUGUUAUUGGGUGGGGAACCACAGAGUUGCGACAACCAAGCACCGUCUUAUUGAAAGUUACCGUACCAUACGUAAAUCAAGCAGAUUGUCAAGGCGUUUUUAAAACUCAAGUAACUAUAUCGAAUAGACAAAUUUGUGCAGGUGGAAGAGAUGGUAAAGAUUCGUGUUCUGGCGAUAGCGGAGGUCCUAUAAUGUACUCAGUGGUUGAUGAUGGUAUAAUUAGAUGGGUUCAAGCAGGUUUGGUUUCGUUUGGUACUAAAGUAUGUGGUACAGAAAAGGUUCCAGCUGUUUACACAAAAAUAUCAUCGUAUAUGGACUGGAUUUUGAGCAACAUACAACCUGCUUUUAUAACUGGUUUUUGUACGCUACAGUCGAUGUGCAGCCUUUGCUGGCGAACAGUUCGCAAAUUAAACAUUGAAAUUCUUAUCCACUAUAUAAAUACUAAUUCAAAUAUUGAUAAUCCAGUGCGAGGUGUCAUGAAGUCUAUAACUACAUCAUUAACGCUGUUGUUAUGUUUUAUAUCAUUUUCUAAGUCACUAGGCUCUAACUGUAUUACUCCUUCCUACACUUCCGGACGAUGCAUUAACAUUUACCAAUGUCAGCCGAUAAUGAAUGUUUUGAAUAGCGGAGGUUUAACCAAUCAAUUCAAAGAGGAAUUGAAAAAAUACUAUUGCGGAUUUGAUACGAAUCCAAAAGUAUGUUGCCCAAACUACGAGAUUACUCCUCAAGCUGAUCCUAAUGAUAAUGGAAGUUUAUUACCAACAGAUGGCUGCGGUGAAGCUGAAGCACUUAGCAGAAUAACUAAUGGUGAUAAAGCUGAUUUAUUGGAAUUUCCAUGGCAAGUUGCUCUAAAAUACGUCUCGAAAAAAGCUAUUCCAUAUAGUUGUGGAGCAUCGUUGAUUAAUAAAAGAUAUGUUUUAACGGCAGCUCAUUGUAUAACACCAAAUCUCAUCGGUGUACGUUUGGGAGAAUACGACUUUUUAACCCCAGUUGAUUGCGUUACAAUAAGAGGAGUUACGACGUGUGCUCCUCCACAUCAAGAUUUUGAUGUCACCAAAGCGGACGCUACAAUUCAUCCAAGCUACCAAAUUGCAACAUUGGGUUUCGAUAUAGCGUUGAUUCGUUUGCGAAAAGAUGCUGUAUUUAAUAAGGCGGUUAAACCUGUUUGUUUACCUAUAACCGAAAGUCUUACACCUAAAUCACUAAAAAAUCUUCUUGUUGUUGGUUGGGGACGUACCGAAUAUGGUAGACCCAGUUCGGUACUUCUUAAAGCAGCAGUUCCGUAUGAAGAAAAUAAUGUCUGUAUAAAACAAGUACCUGUUACAAUUUUUGAUUCACAACUUUGUACUAGUGUACAAGACGGUAAAGAUUCUUGUAAUGGAGAUAGUGGUGGUCCUAUUAUGACAGCGGUAAAUGUUAAUGGUGUCAUCAAAACCGUUCAAGUUGGAUUGGUUUCAUAUGGACCAGCACGAUGCGGACAAUUUUAUCCAGGUAUAUACACAAGACUGUCAUCAUACACUAAAUGGAUUAUGGAUAAUGUAAAACCAUAAAAUGGAAAGAUUACAAUAUUUACUUUUA
This is a messenger RNA of Onthophagus taurus, 2648 nucleotides long. Lineage: Eukaryota; Metazoa; Arthropoda; Insecta; Coleoptera; Scarabaeidae. The record is from RefSeq and is a predicted model, not a curated record.